Molecule: messenger RNA, 471 nt
Organism: Ophidiomyces ophidiicola
Lineage: Eukaryota; Fungi; Ascomycota; Eurotiomycetes; Onygenales; Onygenaceae
Exons: 3
Coding region: 1-471 (156 amino acids)
Biological process (GO): nucleotide metabolic process
Molecular function (GO): catalytic activity
Source: RefSeq, a predicted model, not a curated record
AUGCCGUUAACACAGGGGCACGUGCUUGUUAUUCCCAGAAAGCAUUUUAAAAAUCUUGGGGCGGUUAAUGUCAAGGUGGGGAAAGAACUUGGAAAGUGGCUACCAAUCAUUUCGAGAGUAGUUGUCAAGACUAUAUUAGGUACUGAGCCGGAUGAGCGCGGCGAAGACCCAGCACAUUGGAAUGUGGUGCAAAAUAAUGGUCUCCGAGCCGCGCAAACGGUUCCCCACGCACAUUUUCAUAUCAUUCCUAGGCCACCGCUAGAGCGAUCGCCUCAACCUGGCGCAAGUUGGGUAAUGUUUGGUCGGGGCCAGCGUGAUGAACUCGAUGAUGAUGACGGCAGAAGACUGGCAAGUCAGCUAAGGGGCGCAAUUGCCCAGGAGAUCAUCAGAGUUAAACAAGCAGAGGGUAUUGAUCUGGAUACGGAUUCUAUUGAAGAUGGGCCGGAGAGUCUUCGGUUGCUAAAGCUGUGA